AUUUUCAUGAAGUUGACAUUUCUAUGAAGCAUCCAGCCCCUAAAAUUUGUCAACAACAAGAAAAUUCAGUGUCCCACAUUAUCGUGAUCUACAUUACACGUAGUACUAUUUUUCUAUGUUUGUUUAUUCUAUUUAGUGUGUGUACUAACUAGAAACUAGUAAGUUCCAUUGCUCAUGCAAAGUCUUUAAUAAAUUCAUGCACCCUCAUUCCACCCUGUAUAUAUACUCUCAUUUCCACUCAUUCCAAAUCCAUCCCAAAAUCCCAUUUCCAAAAUCCUAGACUCCAACACAAUUCUGAGUUCUCUUUGUUACAGUUAACAAUAUUCCAAAAUGUAUUUCUUCCAAUUUCCUAGAACAACUUUUAGGCUUCUACUAGUUCUUUUCCUUUUGAGCUUUGCUAAUGAGGCAUUUGGAUCAUCAAGACAACUUUUUUCAUUGUAUCAACCACCUCCUAUGGCUCUUACUUACCACAAAGGAGACUUACUGUAUGGUUAUAUUCCCGUUUCCAUUCUCUGGUAUGGGAAAUUUUCACCUGCCCAGAAAUCCAUUGUAGUUGACUUUCUUAACUCUUUGACUCCCGGAACAAAAGUUCCAGUUUCUUCCCCGCGCGAUGCUCCUUCAGUGUCACAAUGGUGGCAAACUGUGGAGACUUACUUAGAGAAAGCCGGCAAAAAACAGACCAGUUUGGUUUUAACUAAUCAGAUCAGCGAUGAAAACUGUUCGUUGGGUAAAAUCCUGAAGAAAUCCCAGAUCACCCGGUUAGCUCGCCGGGUCAACUCAAAACCGGGUGGGUUGACUAUAGUUCUGACGGGUCAAGACGUCGCUGUGGAGGGCUUCUGCAGCAGCAACUGCGGGUACCAUGGAUGGCAUAAACGGGUCGAAAAGAACAUGAAGAAUUCGAGGUCCGCUUUUAUCUGGGUCGGUAACUCGGUGACCCAGUGUCCGGGUCAAUGCGCCUGGCCGUUUUACAAACCGAUUUACGGCCCACAAACCGACCCGCUGGUUGCUCCGAAUGGUGACGUGGGGAUUGACGGCAUGGUGGUGAACAUUGCGAGCCUUCUCGCCGGAGCUGUGACGAACCCUUACGGAAAAGGGUAUUUUCAAGGUCCCGCGACGGCGCCUCUAGAGGCGGCUUCGGCUUGCCCCGGGGUGUACGGGAAAGGGGCGUAUCCGGGUUACGCCGGAGAGCUUUUGGUGGAGAAAACUUCGGGUGCAAGUUAUAAUGCAGUGGGUACGACCGGGAGGAGGUACCUUUUGCCGGCUCUUGUUGACCCGAAAACUCUGCAGUGCGCCACCCUUGUGUGAAAUGAGCAUUUUUCCCAUGUCAAAUUGUACAAUUUUAACCGCUUGUAAUUUGUAAAUAUACUUUUAUUGUCGAAUACAAUUUUCCUACCAUUACAAACUUCUUUCAGUCUUUCUGUUGGAAUUUUUGUUCUUUGUUUUGUUUUAGGGUCAGAUUUAGUGGUCUGAUCAUUAUUUAGAGAAAGGGCAAUCGAGCCAGUUAGAUUUUUGGG
Molecule: messenger RNA, 1514 nt
Organism: Oldenlandia corymbosa var. corymbosa
Lineage: Eukaryota; Viridiplantae; Streptophyta; Magnoliopsida; Gentianales; Rubiaceae
Source: the annotation of a GenBank genome assembly